Cheilinus undulatus (humphead wrasse) is the source of this 6397-nucleotide messenger RNA. RefSeq names its product dehydrogenase/reductase SDR family member on chromosome X-like. The record is from RefSeq and is a predicted model, not a curated record. The transcript has 7 exons. Bases 51 to 1031 code for a protein of 326 amino acids. NCBI's taxonomy places the organism in Eukaryota, Metazoa, Chordata, Actinopteri, Labriformes, Labridae.
GACACACAGACAGCAGGCUACAGCUCACUACGACACAGAGCUGGGCAGGGAUGUUGUCGACCAUCCGGUCCUAUCUUUUACCACUUAUUAACUUGUACCUGCUCGGUCUGAAGACCCUGCUGGUUCAGCUUUGUAGUAGACGUUUCAGGUUACCAGUGAUGCCGAGACAAGAUGGUAAAGUUGCCAUAGUGACAGGAGGAGCUAGGGGAAUCGGCUAUGAGGUAGUCCACCACAUGGCCAGGCUGGGGGCGCAUGUUAUCAUAGGUGGGAGGAAUGAGCAGGAGGGUCUGGCAGCCGUCAGGAAGAUCUGUGAGGAGUACAAAGAGGCCAAAGUGGAGUUCAUGAAACUGGACCUAGCCUCUUUGCAGUCUGUCCGUCAAUUUGUCCAGCGCUUCAGGGAGCAGGACCUGCCGCUUAACAUUCUGGUCAAUAAUGCGGGUGUCAUGCUGGUUCCUGAGGGCCGUACUGAGGAUGGAUUUGAGCAACACUUUGGCGUGAACUACCUAGGCCACUUCCUGUUAACUUGGCUCCUCCUGGACACACUAAAACACUCUGGAACAUGUGGUCACUUCUCCCGCGUAGUCAACGUCUCCUCCUCUGCCCACCGGAUCGGCAAAAUCAGACUGAAUGACCUAAACAGCAGCCAGUGUUAUUCAGCCCAUGCUGCUUAUUGUCACAGUAAGCUGGCACAGCUGUUAUUUAGUUCACACCUCCACCAGCAGCUGCAGUGUGGAGGUUUCCCUGUGAGUUCAUGUGCCGUGGACCCAGGCAUCGUGGAUACGGCUCUCUAUCGACAUCUCUGGACACCCCUUGGCUUGGCACACAGAAUUGUUGCUCACCUGCUUUACCGGACUCCUUCAGAGGGCGCCUCCACUGUGCUGUACGCUGCUUUGUCACGAGACCUGGAGGGGGAGUAUGGAGGAGGUUUCUUGGCCAACGGGCACAGGGAGAUGACAACACCACCAACUUUUGACCCCCAGCUACAGCUGAGCCUUUGGGAAACCAGCCUGCAGCUGCUGGGUCUGCAGUAGCAUGGGACUAGAGGAAAACUACCUGAACUAAUCCUCUGAAAAAGAAAAAAAAACAUCAGACAAGACCCUUAACCCAGGGGCCAUACAGCCACUUUCCCCUUCCUUUUUUCUCAGUAUUUUUCCUCCAUCCAUACCUCACAUCGGGUGUUUGUAGCGUUUUAAGUUGGAAAUGUGGACUUUGAUUGGGAGUGAAGACCUCCUUUUUAUUCCAAACCCGCCAAAGAAGGGCUUAAGGGGAUGGAAGAUGUUUUUUGUUUGUCACAAUGAGCAAGCAGACAUAUAUGCACACAUCCAAACAUAUGCUGGGGUUAUGUAGAUUUAGGAUUUUUCUGUAGAUACUGGGCAGUUGCUUACAUUUAGUUAGAAAUAGAUAAGAGUUAUCAUCCAUCUCUGAUAGUGUGAAGUUAAUUCUCUGAUCGUAGCUUGCUUCAGAUGUCUGUCCAGAAGAAAUCCUUGCACAGUGUCGUGUCCCAACACCUGCCUCACUCUGCCUUAAUGUCCUAAGUUUGGCUUUCAGUGAAGAAUAAAUAUUUUCUUCACUGAAUUAAAAUGUUCCAGAGGUUUUACAAUCCCAGAAUGAGUAUCUUGUCAAACAGAAAUGCGUAUUUGUGCACAAAACAAUUAAACCCAUGAACUAAAUUAAGCCUCAGAAUAACACAUCGGUCAAGCUUCGCCACACACAAACACAUGCACCACCACAAUGGUCUGAUUUUUCAAAUCUAAACCCGCUUCAUGCAGGCGGGGGAAUGUGAUGUCAUCAGUAUGCUUUGACAGAUCACAGUGAGUUCUCUGAACGUAUCGCCAUCUUGCUGGUUUGACUGAGAGCACUUUAAUUUUAACGAUAUUCAUGUGCUUUUACUGGUUUCUAGUGAAUCCUCAUGUUUAAAAUAGUAGUGGUUUAAUAAGCUGUUGCUUUGUUUUGAUAAUGUGUAUUUUGCUGUUCUCAUGAAGUUGCUUGAUCAGCUCCUCUUUCCUCUGUUGAACGCACAGUAAUUCUACACAAGAGGUUCCUUCAGCUUGAUCAGGGAUUUGGAAGAAACACUGACAGAGAAAGAGAUGCUGUGUUAAAUAGGCCUACAUUUGGAAUAAUUCCCUGCAUAGAUCGGUGAGUGUGGAGGCCUUUUGUUUUGGUCUUGGGAAUUUUUUGCUGCUUUCAUUUUCUGAAGCCAGGAUUUCCAGAUGUUUGUUCGCUUUUGUCUGCUCAGACACAAAAAAGGGAAGGAUGGGAAACCAACAGCCACUUCACUCUGUCCCCGUUUUCCUUUGUGAUCUUUGUUAAUCGGUUUUACUGUGUCUGUGAUAUGUGUGUGUGUGUUUUAUACACAGGAGUUAAAAAUUUACUCAUGCUACAGACCCCAUUCAUUUCGACGGAGAGCACAACAAUGGCGAGUCCUGGAGGAACAGCGAUGGGAUGGGGAGUGAGAGGAAAUGCACCUUUUUUCAAUUACAAUACCUAUGAUUGGUUCCUCAUUGCUACUGCUGCUGCUUCCUCAAUUGGCGCAGCUCCCAGUGCAUUGUGGGAUUGAGAUUUCCCAGUGGUGAGAAUUAAACUCCAUCUGCUGAGCUGACACACACACACUCACUGAGAAAAGCAGUAGAUCCAGGCAUAGGCUUAUCUAAACAAGCACACAGCAAACAAACACUUCUGGUACUCAUGCAGGAAAAUACUCACACGUACACACUAACACGCUCCGCCAUAAUGCCAUCUCCACUGUGAUAAACCAUUUGAGCUGUGAAGAUGAAAGUUUUAUCUCAAAUUAACAAGUUUUGGCUAAAUAUUUUCUCCCUUAUGCCAUCUCAUGGCUCUGUGAAUACUGCCACUGAGCAUCCAGCAUUUGUUUUCUGCCGUAUGUGAAGCAAUAGUAUCACUGUGGUAGCUACUUCAGCUGGUAGCAGAGAGGAAGACAUGUAGAAUACAGGAGCUCAAGACUGUGACAGUGAUUUAAUGGAAAUGCCAGCUUUAAAAUAAAAACAUGAGGACUCCAUACAUCUGUCUACAGAUAUAAAAGCAUUCAUAGGGUUGGUUGCCCAUGUGCAUUGUUUGGAAUGAUUAGAUUUGAAGUGCUAGUUUAAAAACUAAUCCAGAUUUGAGCUUGUGUCCCAGUUCAGGGGGCAGAUCUUCAGCAGUACAGUCUAAAUCUGCUCCUUGGCUCAACAUGAGACAAAGAUCUACCCAUAAAGAAAUGUAAUGCUGUGGUUAAUUUUGGAUGAUGCCAUCAAAGAGUCAAAAAUGUUGCAGUAAUGCACCAAAUCAACACACAAUGAACACCAGGCAAGCACACCAUCAGGUUAAAAGUCAAUACAUCCAUAUUACUUCCAUUUAUAAGUAAUGCCCUGUGAUCAGCUUGUUCAUGCUGCAAAUAUUGGAGUUCAUGCCUGGCUUCCAUUAUUUACAACCUAUUGUGGAUCCUGUGCACAUAACAUGAACAGCAGUGAUGGAUCACCUUAACUAAAAGACCUGGUAAAUAUGACCUGAUUAUGUGAGUUUAUGAGCUGUCAAAGAUUGCUUUUGAGCAGUCGAUCAGCACAUGAUGAAUUGUUCAGUGUUCUGUCCUGCAGAUGUGAAGUCAACAGGAGGGGCAGCAUGUUGUGACCUUUUGUGAAGAAGGCUUUUCAAAAGGUUAGGCAAUGUAAGAUUAUUGUGGAGAAACUCUGCAGGGUCUAGCUAUAGGUGAAUGCUGUAUCAGGAUACCUGAAAGCUCUAGAGCAGUGGUUCUCAACUAGUCUAGCCUCAGGACCCACUCCAGAGUCCUGCACGGGUCCAAUUUUGCAAAACCUGCAUUAGACUGCACCUGUAGGGCUCAGAACCAGGACCCAAAUCAUUACCCACAAUUAUCCAUGUUUAAUACCCAGAUCUGCCUGGACUCGUGACCCAGUCUGAUGUCUUUAAUCAUUUACAUCAAGUAGAAAUAAAGGUUUAGGGCAGAUGAUAAGAAAAACCGAAGCAACUUUACAAGUUACUGCAACAACCAAAGAGCUAUCCCGGAAACAUUUCAGAAUAAAAUCAUCGUGUGAUAUCGCAGGCAGUCUCACCACAGAAACAAAGUCAUCAGGCUUUUAUUGUGAAAAGAACCUGAACCUGAAGAGUACCAUACCUAUCAUGUCAGCUUGAAAUGAAUUGGCAGACAUUCAGUGGUGCAGAGAUCUGACUGCUGCUUAAGUACAGACUUUCUGAAACCCUGGAGUUAUGAGCGGGUGUUCAGUGGUGACAACACAGCUAACCCUGCAUUUUGUUUAUUUUUACCCAUACCCGUGAAAUUCCAUUAUCAUAUUUUGUACUCCCAGGUACCUAUCAGGUGACCUGCAGGUACCAAACCCAGUGCAGGACUCUGACCCACCCCAAGCUUUAUGAUGGCAAAUUUCAAUCACUCACAUUUAUACAAUGAAGUGUGAUAUGCAAUCUGGACCUUAGAUGGUGAAAAAACAUCACUUCUUGAUGGCUUCAGAACUCACCUUAGUCUGAACUGUCCUAACAGAGAGUGCUUAUUUCAUGCUAUAUUGCCACAUGUACAUCAUACUUUGCUUAACUGCCAGGAUAAAAAUCAAACUCUAUUUAAUGGCAGAUACCAACCAACAUCAUGCAUCGUUGAGUGUUUGCCCUAACUUUUCUUAUUCCCAAUCCUGCAUUCACGACCCCCUUUAGUGUCCCCAUCCACCAGUUGAGAACCAUGGCUUUAGGGGAUAUGUUGACAGCUACAUAUAUUAAGUUUAUGUUAAACAUUGUACCCUUAAAGAUAUUGGCUUAAUUCAUCUUGAGUGACUUUUUUCAGGUGCUUUUAUUUUCUCCCUUGGUAAAAUUAUAUGAGUAUGUCCCAUUGAGACAUACUGGAGCAUGUGAACUUCCACCAGCAGGCUUACCUCUUUUAAAUGGGAGUAACUAAAUCCAUUAAGCCAAUCAGGGAUUGCUGUGUCAGAAAUUAUGAUGCAGUUGUUUUGAUUUAAUUCAGGUUUGAUUUUACAAUGGUGUUUAAAUUCUAAAUUUUGAGCAAACAUUUGUCAAGUUUAAAGUUUCUUUUCUGCUGUAGCACUUGUGUGGAGAUUGAAUCUAAAUACCAGCAAUAUUCUGCACCAACUCUCAAACUUUCCUUCUACUCAGUGUAGUCAAACUGCUUGGAAACUUCUUCAUCGCCUCAGUGCUUCCUUGUUAAACUCAGCGGUUCCCCCAGGCUACUUAAAGGUACUGACUAAAUAACGGAAUAAGAUACAAACCUAGUCCCAUUUAAAUUCAAAUGCACCCACAACCCUUCACCCGAAUAAAAACACCAGCUUGGUUCUUGGCAGCGCCUGUUUAAAAGUACAACGCUCCUGCGAGGGCUACAUCCUAUUUAAGAGCUAUCAUCUUGUUUCUCACAGUCCAGCUGCUACAGAAAAUGUACAAAAACCCUGAGAGGAAUGAGCUGAGAACGUCACUGACCAUCUUUCCUAUCUGAGCACAAGGUUUUUCCAAAGACGCAGUGAGGAGGAGUGAGCGUCUGUCCGGGUGUUCUUGUUGCGUCAGUGUGCAGAGGAGAGCUGCUAAAUUAUCAAUGAUUACCUUGUUAUAUAUUUAGCUUACUCCUCGAGCGUUUUAAACAGACAGGACAACACGGUGACUUUCCGAACUUGAACUGCAAAUACAGAAAAUAUAAAAAAAAAAAAAAAAAAAAAAAAAACAGCUCAAGUAACUGUCUGUGAUAUUGUCUGUAUGUGAUUACUCGUAUAUGAUCAUUUUAAAACGUUGUCAUGACUGGACAUGGACCAGUGGAGCUGUAUUUAGAUGACAAUGUUCUAAUAGCCAUUCUUCUGUCUGACCUGGGAUUACAUUUAUAUUAAAUGUUUUAGUCCCAAGUUCUGCAAUCCUAAAUGUGUAUAUGUAUAGGAAGAGAGAGAAUUUAAAGAUGUAUACAGGUGCUCCAGAUGAACUGAGUCCUCACUUUGGUGAAGUAACACUUAACCCUGCUGGCUGAAAAUAGCCCACGUUCCUGCCCCGCAUCCAGUGUAAGCACUCAGUCCAUCUGGGCCCCUGAGGAUUUAUGAAAUGUGCAAAAUGUUUUAUUUUUGUCAUGAUUUCAUUGUUGUUGAGAUACACAUCUUAUUGCUUUUGCCGUGCCUAAGAAGAAAAUCUCCCUCAUAAAUGUGUAACUGUGAAUUCUCAUGUAGAAAUGAGCUUGUAGAAAACUGUGAUUACGUCUUGUCUUGUGCAUUGCCGUAAGUUUUUUCUCUCUUUUGAGUGACGAGAGCUGAAUGUGAGCGUGUGAGAGUGUAUGUGUGUCUAGAUAAGGGAGUUCAUGUCCAUGUUUUUUGUCAAUGGUUGUGACAUUCCAGCAGCAGCCACCACCUUUUCUAUUAUCCAAAGCCUCUCAAUAAACAUAUCAUUGUGCCACUUC